Messenger RNA from Adineta steineri, 2388 nucleotides. The record is from the annotation of a GenBank genome assembly. NCBI's taxonomy places the organism in Eukaryota, Metazoa, Rotifera, Eurotatoria, Adinetida, Adinetidae.
AUGUCUGCGCAUGAAUAUAGUCUUCAUUUUCUAGUAAAUGAACUUGUACGAUCAUCAAAUGUUAAUUUAAAAGGAACAAAUCUUGCACCAGAAGCUAUUCUUGAUUAUUUCAAUAAAAAUACAAAUCAACAAGCUAAUACUUAUACACCAGCAGAGUUAUCUGAUGCUAAACGUAAAUUAUUUUCGAACUCAUUAUCAGCAAAUGAAUUUGUUGAACUUUAUGAUAGUCUAAAAGCACGACAUGUACGAGAUUUGGACUCAAUUAUAAUAAUUCUUUCUCAUAUUGUCGAUAAUCCUGAGGUAAUCAUUAGUUCAAUUAUGUCUGAUGGAGAUAUUCGUCGUCGAACAGUGACACCAUCAUCAUCCACAGAAUUUCUUAGUCGACCACCAUGGUUCAAUGAACGACUUCGUCUUUUAUGGGAUUUUUAUCCAACACCCGAAAAAUUUGAACCAGAUGUUGCUAUUGGACGUCUUUCAGUUAUGGAACAAGAAGCAAUUAUUGUUGAAGAUCUUCUUUUAUGUAUGUUAGGUAUCGAAGGUAAAUUUAUAAAAACACCAUCAUUAACGGAUAAACAAGCUCAACGUUCAUUUCAUAUCGAUCGAUCAUUAGAUCCAACUUUAAGAGAUUUAGCUCGACGAAUGGUACCUCUUUGUUCUAAUCAUUCGUUAAUUGUACGAUUUAUUGAAGAUCGUUUACAAUAUAAAUAUGGUUUGAUUAAUCAUGCACUUGCUGGAGCAUUGAGAGAAGUUGUUCAACGAUAUUAUGUAUUUGUUAGUCAACUUGAAACACAACAACAACAAAGUCUAUUAACAUUACAAACAUUAUGGUUUCAUACAGAACCUGUUAUGGAAAUGAUGGAAGUUGUAGCAAAUAUUGUUAGAAUAUUAAAUAAGGGUAAUACAAUUGGUCGUGCUGUACUUGAUCUUCUUCAUGAACAAACUCUUAAAUUAUCUGGUCAUAAACAAGCUUAUGAUAUCUGUUUUUUUCUUGCUAAAUCAGCUUAUAAACCUUAUCUGACUAUGCUUGAAACUUGGAUUCAUAAUGGUUUAAUUGAUGAUCCAUAUGGUGAAUUUAUGGUUCAAGAAAACAAAGAUAUAAUUCAUCAUGAAAGUAGUCUUGAACAAGAAUUUAAUGAUAAAUUUUGGUCACGUCGUUAUACAUUACAACGUAAUAAUACUCCAAUAUUAUUUCAAUCAUCAUCUGAAAUGAUUUUAAAUACUGGUAAAUAUUUAAAUGCUAUACGUGAAAGUGCAUUUGAUUAUAAUGAUGAUAUGAAUAUGGAUAUGUCAACAUCUAUAUUACGUAUUGAUAAACAAUUAUUAAUGAAUAAUUAUAAAAAAUUAGAAUAUACAAUACAUGAAAAAGAUCUUGAUGAAACACUUGAAGAAGCAUAUAAAUAUGCAAGUGAAAUAUUAUUAGAUUUAAUUUUAAAUAAAUAUCAUUUAAUUGAACGUUUUCAAACAUUAAAACAUUAUUUUUUAAUUGAUAAAGGUGAUUAUAUUGUACAAUUUAUGGAUUCAGCUGAAGAUGAAUUAACAAAACGUGCACGUGAUAUUGAUGAAAAUAAAAUUCAAUCAUUACUUGAUGUAUCAUUUGCAUUAACAUCUGAUGAUCCAUAUAAAGAUGAUGUACGAAUAAAAAUGUUUCAUUAUGAUCUUAUAUCAAUGCUUGAACGUGUUAUUAAUGUUGAAUCAUCUAUGAAUAUCAAUGAAUCAAUGGAAAUAAAAUUAACUGGUUUAGAAUCAUUUUCACUUGAUUAUGAUGUUAAAUGGCCAAUAUCAUUAGUAAUUAAUCGAAAUUGUCUAACAAGAUAUCAAAUGUUAUUUAGAUUUUUAUUUUAUAUUAAAUAUAUUGAACGUUUAUUAUGUAAUGUAUGGCGUGCACAUAAAAAUGGUGGACGAAGACGACGUAAAGGACGUGAAAAAAGAAAUAUUAUAACAAAACCAAAUGGUGCAGCUUAUCUAAGACAUAAAAUGCUUCAUUUUGUACAAAAUCUUUUAUAUUAUAUGAGUUUUGAAGUUAUUGAAUCACAUUGGCAUACAUUUCAAAAUAAUUUAAAAAAGGUUACAAAUAUUGAUGAAUUAUUAAAAUAUCAUUUAUUAUUUCUUGAUAAUUGUUUACGUGAUUGUAUGUUAACAAGUGUACAUCUAUUACGACAUAUUCAUAAAAUAAUGGCAACAUGUGUUAUGUUUGCUAAUGCUAUGGAUAAUGUUGAUGAUGAUAAUGAUUAUGAUAGUUUACCUGGUGCAGUAGUGGCUAGUUUUAAUAAUAAUUUUACUGAACAAUUACGACAAUUACUUGAUGCAAUUUCGAAAGAAGAUGGACCAGUAAAUGGUAGUUCUGGUGGUGGACAAAAACAUACGCUAACGAAUAUUAUUCAUAGGUAA